AAAGUAAGCCACAGUAGUCGGAGGCAUCUCCAUCUGAACAGGUCUUCGGGAACUGGCGAUCCAGAGAACAGUCCUUAGUGUUUUCAGUUGUUUAAAUUGGAGUUUCCGAGACGAGUGGUGCCAGUUCAGACUACCUAACAUAAACUAACUAGUUCUUUACUGAACAAGUGGGAUUUUCUGUUUCAAGAGAAUAGAACCAAUUCGGAAUUGCGACUCCAACGAUGAUGCACUGCAGAAAGGAGGGGCAUGUGCUAAAGGGAGCAACCACGAGCUGAAGUAAACGAAACAUGUCUUGACUGCUUGCCACCCACCCAAAGUCGACUGUAUUAAACUGAACUUGCUCUUGCUGAACAUAUAUAACUGAGCCGCAUGGUAGCCAACAAGACACAAGACGAGACAUCCUUCCACAGGCUGUUACCUGCAUCAAAAACAAAAUCGGCUACACGAGGAGUUUUUCUGUAGUAUCAACUUUGUCCAGACUUCACAGAGCGUAAGCAUUCAUCGAGAGCAUAAAUUAUCUUAAGCGAUGCGGGCUGAAAAGAAAUGGCACGUACUGUUGAGCAUUAUCUUUCUGCUGGUCACCUCGGGCCAAUGUAUGGACAGCAAGGAAGCCAGGCAGAAAGAAAGAAGAACACUUCUAGACCUCAUCAUGCAAGUCAUUGGGGACAACCAAGGUGACAAAAGUGUCUCCAGGCGCUAUACUAGUGGCCUCUAUUCUGUAGAUCAAGACUACAAAUUUUCUUCUCGUGAAAAGGCCUUGUUUUUUCCCAGGCUGGACAACAGCAGACCAAUAGAAAUCGUCCCAAGAGAUGUUAACCUGAAAGACAAGUUUAUAAAACAUUUCACAGCAGGACCAGUCAAGUUUUCAUCUGAAUGCAGGACACAUUUUCAUAGACUUUACCACAACACAAGGGACUGUUCCACACCAGCAUAUUACAAAAGAUGUGCAAGAUUACUAACAAGGCUAGCAAUGAGUCCACUCUGCACACAGUCUUAGAAGCCUGCCCUGCACAAAUGAACUGAAGAUGGAAUUCUUAUUUGCCUAGAAAGUGCCUUGGAAUCUUCCCCAAGAUGGUUUUACUCUCAUCUUGAUUGCAUUUUUGUUUUGUUUUGUUUACAAUACUGUUUUACUAAUGAAUGCUUUUUAUUUUCAUAUAUUUGAAACAUUCAUUGUGUUAAUAAAGAAGAUAUAUUUUGAUUUAUAAAAUUACAUCCUAGUGCUGAAGUAAGCCAAUUAUUUAUUAAAUACUAUGUAUAUAAUGAUCUGCGUGAUAAAAAAUAUAUAUUUAAAUCAUAAGCAGAUAUACUAUUUAGAUAUUUCAUUUCAUCAUACUCAUGCCAUUUUUGCUCAGGCUGAUGCUCACGUAUUGCACUGACCUUAAUGCAAACUAACAGGUAACUGUCAUGUUCUGAGAAAGCUGUAAACUUUUUUCCCAUUGUUUCAUCCCUAAACUUCUCUUACUGGUUAUUAUGACCUUUGUGAAUAAAAAAGUUGCACACUGAUAAAUAUUACUCAAAUAUCUACCAAGCUCUUAUUAUUUGUUUAGCUGUUAUGAUUAUCAUCAUUUACAUUUGUAUUGGUACAAAGUUCACAAAUAAUGUAAAUAUAUGACAAGGACUGGAAGACCGCACUGCAGCUUAGAUGGAAUAAAGAUUAUUGAUCAAGCACUUUUUUCUCUAUCCGGUUAUUGAAUUUAAGUGUAUCAAGACAUUGUUUAAGAAAAAAAAAGAUUAUAAACUUAAGAUGAAUGUUGAAAAUUGAAAAUGCUUUCUCUUUGUCCAUAUGCUAAAAAUUAGCAAGACAGGAGUCCUAGAA
Lepisosteus oculatus (spotted gar) is the source of this 1816-nucleotide messenger RNA. RefSeq names its product ALK and LTK ligand 1 (gene alkal1). Gene Ontology annotation, biological process: positive regulation of ERK1 and ERK2 cascade; positive regulation of ERK5 cascade. Gene Ontology annotation, molecular function: receptor tyrosine kinase binding; receptor signaling protein tyrosine kinase activator activity. The record is from RefSeq and is a predicted model, not a curated record. Lineage: Eukaryota; Metazoa; Chordata; Actinopteri; Semionotiformes; Lepisosteidae.